Molecule: messenger RNA, 1455 nt
Organism: Olea europaea var. sylvestris
Lineage: Eukaryota; Viridiplantae; Streptophyta; Magnoliopsida; Lamiales; Oleaceae
Product: glutamate receptor 2.1-like
Exons: 3
Coding region: 1-1455 (484 amino acids)
Source: RefSeq, a predicted model, not a curated record
AUGGAUAUGGCCAUUCAAGAUUUCAACAUGCAGCACAAACAAACAUUUCUCAUGCUGAGAUUGAAAUGUUCUAAACGGAAACCUUUACAGUCAGCUCUUGCAGCAAGACAUCUGAUCAAUAAGAACAAGGUGGAAGUUAUUCUUGGACCAAGAUCAUGGGAGGAAACAUCCAAUGUUGCUGAGGUUAGUGAACACUAUGAUGUGCCAAUUCUUUCGUUUGCCGAUUCUAGUCCACCAUGGGCUGCCAAGCGUUGGCCGUUCCUCGUUCAAGCUGCGGCGGGGACACACCUACAAAUGACGGCAGUGGCUAAUAUAAUUCAAUCGUGGGGGUGGCGCCGGGUGAAUGUAAUAUAUGAGGACACAGAUUCUGCAGCUAGUGGAAUCAGUCCUUAUCUAUUUGUUGCUUUACAAGCAGUUGAUGUCGAAAUAAGCAAUCUUUUACCCCUCCCUUCUUUUGCUGAUUCCACUUUGUUGCACAAAGAACUCAAAAAUCUGAAAAAAGAGCAAUGUAGAGUGUUUGUUGUGCAUACUUCGUUAGAACUCGCGAUGCAUAUUUUUGGAAUGGCUAAGGAAAAAAACAUGAUGGAGAAGGAAUAUGUAUGGAUUACCACUGAUUCCAUUACAAGUUCGGUGCAUUCAAUGAAUUUUUCCUUAAUUUCCUCUAUGCAAGGUGUCAUAGGUGUGAGGAACUCUUUUCUUGAGACUGGACCUGAUUUCAAAAGUUUUUUGACAAGAUUUUAUGGGAUCUUUGGCCGGAAGUACCCCGAGGAAAAGCAUCACGAGCCUGGAAUCUUUGCACUGCAGGCCUAUGAUGCCGUGAGGAUGGUGGGAUUAGCAAUGAUUGAAGGUACCAACAGCAAUGGCCAGCAACUUUUGGAAAGCAUUCUCAAAACAGAUUUCGAAGGUUUAAGUGGGAAUAUCCAGUUUACGCAGCAAAAAUUAGAGCCCACGACUCAAUUUCAGAUAAUCAAUAUCAUUGGAAAGCAUUAUAGAGAAUUGGGAUUCUGGACUGAGAAUUUAGGAUUCUCCCAUACUAUAGAUCAUGGAGUGUACAAUUUAUCCAUGGAGAGUAUAGGAGAUGUGAAUUGGCCUGGACUUGGAGGGCGAUCAUCUGCUCCAAGAGGAUGGGAUCUUCCAACAAUUGAAAAUCCUCUGAGAAUCGGAGUUCCCAAUGGAUCCAUUACAAACAAAUUUGUGAAAGUUGAUUAUGAUUCUUCUAAAGAUAAGUACACUUUUUCGGGAUUUUCUGUCGACGUGUUCAAUGAAACUGCAAGACUAUUAAUGUUUAUUUUGGAGUUGACUCGUGGAGAAAAGUAUGAGGUGCUCGUGCCCGUGCCCGUGCCCGUGCCCGUGCCGAUGGUGCAGGUGGCUGUGGUGGUGAGAUGGUGCAGUGUUCGGUUGGUAAUAGUGGUGGGAACGGUCGUGGAAUUUUGGGUGAUUGUGAUUAACGAAUAA